Hyla sarda is the source of this 2764-nucleotide messenger RNA. It is a transcript of the gene ARB2A, whose product is annotated as family with sequence similarity 172 member A. Bases 354 to 1610 code for a protein of 418 amino acids. Gene Ontology annotation, biological process: regulatory ncRNA-mediated heterochromatin formation. The record is from RefSeq and is a predicted model, not a curated record. Gene Ontology annotation, molecular function: siRNA binding. Lineage: Eukaryota; Metazoa; Chordata; Amphibia; Anura; Hylidae. The transcript has 11 exons. Gene Ontology annotation, cellular component: nucleus.
CAUACAUCCAGUUUCUCUUCCUUCCGGCCGGGUCCUCUCAAAUUAGCUUUCUAGCUGGGCUGUGUAUGUCAGUAGCUGGAGGGGCUACUUUCAGGUUUUUUUUGGGGGGGGGUUUUAGUAUACAUUAUUUUUUUAUAUAUAUAGUUUUUUAAUUGGUGAAAGAAUAUCAGAAGUGCGGAGGAAGUGCUGCAGCAUUCCCAUCAGGCUGGUGGCUCAGUGCUGCCCCUCAGCUGUAUAUGUACAGUCACAGUCCUGCAGACUCUGCUUUAUCCCGGAGACGUGUGGCCCUGUGUCUCUGGAGGUGAUCACGCGUGGAUGUGGUGCAGAAAGGCCAAGAGUGAUCAAGAAGGUUGAUGUCCAUUUCCUUCCUACUACUGAGCUUCUUGUUUGUUGAUUUAAGUAUGGCACAACUCCAACCAGGAGGAGGUCCGGAUGAAAAGGAAAAGACAACAGCAUUAAAAGAUCUACUUUCAAGAAUAGACUUGGAUGAACUGAUGAAAAAAGAUGAGCCACCUCUAGAAUUCCCGGACACCUUGGAGGGAUUUGAAUAUGCCUUUAAUGAAAAUGGUCAGCUGAGACAUAUUAAGACUGGAGAACCAUUUGUCUUUAACUAUCGAGAAGAUUUGCAUAGAUGGAACCAGAAGCGUUACGAGGCUCUUGGAGAGAUCAUAACAAAGCACAUUUAUGAAUUAUUGGAAAAAGACUGUGAUCUACAGAAAGUGUAUUUACCGAUAGAUGCCACUGAAUCUGAACCGAAGAGUUUUAUUUUUAUGAGCAAGGAUGCACUGACAAAUGCAGAUAAAAUGCUGGUGUUAAUCCAUGGCAGUGGAGUGGUCCGUGCAGGACAGUGGGCAAGAAGACUUAUAAUAAAUGAGGACCUAAACAGCGGAACACAAAUACCUUACAUCAAGAAAGCAAUGGAAGAGGGCUAUGCAGUAAUUGUGCUCAAUCCAAACGAAAACUACAUAGAAGUGGAGAAAAGCAAACCCCUGGCACAGCAACAGUCUCCAGACAGCACUGAUGAGCCUGCAGAGAAGAGGGAGCGGAAAGAAAGGAUCCUAAAAGAUAACAAGAAGAGGAGAGACUUUUAUGAGAAAUACAGAAACCCCCAAAAAGAAAAGGAGACUAUGCAAUUGUAUAUAAGAGAGAAUGGCAGCCCUGAGGAGCAUGCAUUAUAUGUAUGGGACAACUUCAUUUCUAAAGCACCUGCUGAAAAUGUGUUUUUUGUUGCACACAGCUACGGGGGACUCGCUUUUGUGGAGCUGAUGAUUCAGCGUGAAGCUGAUGUGAAAAGUAAGGUCACCGCUGUAGCACUGACAGAUUCCGUUCACAAUGUGUGGCAUCAGGAUGCCAAUAAAACGAUUCGAGAGUGGAUGCGCGAGAAUUGUUGUAAUUGGGUAUCCAGCAGUGAACCAUUAGACACUUCGGUGGAAUCAAUGCUGCCAGACUGCCCCCGCGUUUCUGCAGGCACCGAGCGCCAUGAGCUGACCUCCUGGAAGAGCUUCCCCUCCAUCUUCAAGUUCUUCUCUGACGCCCUGGAAGCCAAGAAAACAAAAACCCCGACAAUACAUACCAGGCGCUCCAACAGAAUAAAGAAUGAAGAAUUGUAAAACAAAAGAAAAUAGUAGCAGAGAGGGGGUGAUCACAAAGAUCCUCCCGUCCUCCCCCCACAACUGGUCUCUCCGGUCUCUCAGCCCCUCAUUAGAUUGUUUUCUUCCUAGAGCACAGGGUCAUGAUGUAUACAUUUAAAUAGCGUUUUGCAUUAUUUCUAGAUGAGUGCAACUGUCAAAGCAAUAUGGGUUCACUGGUUGUGCUUCCUGUGGUCUGCUGCUUGCAUUCUGUGCUGCCCAUCAGAGCACAGAUUAAGGCUGACAGCAGCGCUGCACAGUACAGCAUGGUGCAAGUCUAAUUGCCCUGACAUCGCCCUACACUGUGAGUGGAUGCCAUAGCUUGUCUGCUUCUCCGAUGCCCUGGGCCUGCUCACUCUUUACCUCUACUGCCUACUCUGCUUAACUCCUACUGUGCUAGGUGGGGGCUCAAUGCCUUCACACUGUGGAAGAAAAACAUUGUAUCAUACGUGUGCUCCUCUCAUUUUAUGUCAACCAAACCGGGUUUGUUUUUAAUCGUUCAUAUAAUGGUUAACUCCUCCUGUUCUGAAAGGAAACCGCAGAGGCCCCAUACAACAUUUUGUGUCAUUCACACGUGUAGAAGUUUCUAUGACAACAGGUAAAACUCCUUUCAGCGAGAUAACUUUUUACAUGAUGCCAUUUGAAAACCGUAAAACUUAGUCUUGUUCAUUGUCGAAACCUGGUAAAUCCGCUCAUGGCUUCCAACGAUCACAUACCAUGCUGUCGUCAUAUAUGGUAAUGGAGUCCUAAGUGGUCACCAUGGCCUAGGUGUGACUGCAAUGUGUGCACACUUUGUAGUUAUGACUUAACCCUUAGUAUACCUUGAGUGCCCUAAUACAGCGAUGCAGUCCUGUCUGGUAGCUGAAUUACCUAUCUGUACAUUGGGGCGUAGGGAUUUCCUUUAUGCUGUUAUUUAGAAGUCUGCGUCUAGUCUACUGACAUGUUGGGAUACUGUGAAUUGCACAGGGGCAAUGUGAUCACACAGUGUGGGGUACAAGAAACACUUGAGAAGUAUCCUUCAUAUGUUAAAACCCAGCCGGGUAGUAACUCACGAUUACGAUGCUCGUUUCUGGCUUAUUCAGUUGCUUUUUAUUUAGGAAACUUCAUCAUAGAUCUUCUUACAAAGUGGAGCUUAG